AUGGCGACUUCAAUGGAUGACAUAAAUAAAAAUAUUGUCAUAUUAGGUGCAACAGGAAAUACUGGGUUACAACUUGUUGAACAAGCAUUAGCACGUAAUUAUAAAGUAACUGCACCUGUACGAAGUCCAGAGAAAUUAGCACAUCUUGUACAUAAAAAUCUCGAAGUAAUUAAAUGUGAUUUAAUGAAUCCAUUGGAAUUAACUAAACAUUUAGAAGGGCGUGUUGCUGUUUUAUCAGCACUUGGUCAACCUGGACUUCAAAUGUGGGCAAUGACUUUUUAUGAAGAUUCAAUGAAAUCAAUUGUAACUGCAAUGCGUAGUGCAAAUGUUAAACGAUUAAUAUGUAUAACAGCAUUUUAUACAAAAUAUCAACCUGAAAAAUAUCCAUUUAAAUUUAGACUUAUUAUUCGUCCAAUGAUUGGACGUCAUCUUGAUUCAAUGUAUAUAAUGGAACAAUUUCUUGAAAAUGAAUGUCAAGAUAUUGAUUAUACUAUUGUUCGACCACCACGUUUACUUGAUGAACAUAUUAUUGAAAAGGAAGUUAAAGUUAAUGAAAACGAAUAUUUUUUUCCUGAUCAAUCAACAGCUAAUCGAAUACCAAGAGCUAAUGUAGCUCGUUUUAUGUUGGAUAUAUUAAAACAUGAAAAAUAUAUUCGACAAGCUGUUGCUGUUGAUAUGUCGAAUGGAUGA
Messenger RNA from Rotaria sp. Silwood2, 690 nucleotides. The record is from the annotation of a GenBank genome assembly. NCBI's taxonomy places the organism in Eukaryota, Metazoa, Rotifera, Eurotatoria, Philodinida, Philodinidae.